AUGAAGCUGACUGUAGUAGGUGUGUUGUGCCUCUCCCUUCUUUUGAUUCACAUUCAUUUAUCACUGGCUAAGAAAAAAAUAAAGCUUAGUGAGAAACUAAAUAUCUUUAAGAAGCCCCCUAAAAUAAAAAUUAAUCCGGACACCGGGUCCAAGGUUAAACCACAUAGACCAGGGGGUUACCCUGUCCAAGGAGGUUACUACCAGCAGCCACGAUACCCAGCACAAAGCUCCCCAUAUGCAGGAGGUUAUGGUGGGUAUGGCAGUUAUGGAGGUUAUCCAGGUGGAUACAUAAACUAUAACCCAAACAACAGAGUCCUGAGCCCUCACUAUGGUGGCAGCUUUGGAUAUGGGGGCUAUGGUGUUAGCGGGGGCUCUCCCUUUUCCCACUCUGUUCAAGAAAUGGGCAUGUAUCCCUCUGAUCAAUCCAGAGGGUUUGGGCGUAGUGCAGUAAUGGCAGCAGCUGGAGGGGCUAUGGCAGGAAUGGCUCUGGGCUACGGGUUAGGAAGGUUCCCUCGUCCUCACUUCCACUUCCACAACCCACAGGAGGAACAUUACUACAACCACUACAUGUACAGGAAAUAUGGUACCAAGUCUACAGAUACAAAUGACUACAGCAGAGACUACAGCUACACCCAACCCCCUGAGACCUAUGACAGAUACAUGGACUCCUGCAUGAAGAGAGCAGACCUUCUGCCUGCCAAGAAUCAAAAGCCGAAACACAAACCAGCUGCCACUACUACAACUACAAGCACCACCACAAAUACUUCUGUCCCAGAUACUGGCACUGGCAGCAAUACAACAAAGAGUAACAUCACUGCAGCAGGACCCUCCUCACCCUCUGCACCUUCAACUCCCAGCCCUCUAAAUCAGCUUGAAGCCAGUCCUGUGCCUCCAGUUUCACAGUCUCUCCAAAAAGCUGAUGAUGAUGAUACUGUCAGCAUUGUGGAGAUCGGCUACCCAGCGCUGAUCAAGCAGCUAAAGGUCAGGAGAUGCAUAGAGCUAUACAUGAAUUACUCUGCAAAGUACUUGAAUAAACCAAAAGGAGGGGCACAGGGACUGGAGAUGGGCUUGCGAGGGCUUUUAGCUGUGUUCACUAGUACUAUACUGAUGCUACUGAAUAGCAACAGGCUGCUUCUGCUGCUGCACUGA
This is a messenger RNA of Monopterus albus (swamp eel), 1149 nucleotides long. RefSeq lists its product as uncharacterized. Gene Ontology annotation, cellular component: membrane. The transcript has a single exon. The coding region runs from base 1 to 1149 and encodes 382 amino acids. NCBI's taxonomy places the organism in Eukaryota, Metazoa, Chordata, Actinopteri, Synbranchiformes, Synbranchidae. The record is from RefSeq and is a predicted model, not a curated record. Gene Ontology annotation, biological process: protein homooligomerization.